Molecule: messenger RNA, 2296 nt
Organism: Monodelphis domestica (gray short-tailed opossum)
Lineage: Eukaryota; Metazoa; Chordata; Mammalia; Didelphimorphia; Didelphidae
Gene: XCR1
Product: X-C motif chemokine receptor 1
Biological process (GO): immune response; positive regulation of cytosolic calcium ion concentration; calcium-mediated signaling
Cellular component (GO): membrane; external side of plasma membrane
Molecular function (GO): C-C chemokine binding; C-C chemokine receptor activity
Source: RefSeq, a predicted model, not a curated record
CUGACUCCAAAUUUCUAGGAUUCUAUGAUUGUCUCUGCCAUUAACAUUUCUACUUUCCAUCCAGAUGACUUCCGUGGGGUACUCAGAUGACCAACUCUCCUCCACACCUUUUACCGAUUAUGACACCGAAGGCAUCCUAUGUGAGAACCAUGAGAACUUUGAAUCAAUGACCCUAUCCCACACAGUCUUUUACUCCUUGGUGUUCUUCCUAAGCCUUGUUGGGAACAGCCUAGUCCUCUGGGUCUUGGUGAAGUAUGAAAGCCUGGAAUCCCUCACCAACGUCUUUAUUCUUAACCUCUGCCUCUCUGACCUGGUCUUCUCUUGUCUGUUGCCUUUCUGGGUUGUGGUGCACUAUUAUGACUGGAUCUUUGGGGAGUUCUUCUGUAAGCUACUCAACAUGCUUUUCUCUAUCAGCCUUUACAGCAGCAUUAUUUUCCUGAUGGUGAUGACCACCCACCGGUACAUAUCUGUGGUGCAUCCUCUGUCAAAUCUAGGUGGUCACUCCUGUUGGAGCAGAGUCGGGAUCAUCUUGGGCAUCUGGAUGGCCAGCAUUAUGGUGUCUGUUCCCGAUACCAUUUUCCACACUGUUCUCACAGAUAAGUCCUGUGACUUCUCUGAGCCAAAGUGGUUUCUGCUGUCCACUUACCUACACAAUCUCUUCUUCAUCUUCUCCCUGGUAGUUACUCUGUUCUGCUAUGUCCAGAUCCUUAGGACUUUGUUUCAAUCCCACACCAGGAGGCGGCACCGGACUGUCAGACUGAUCUUCACCAUUGUGGUGGCUUACUUUCUCAGCUGGGCCCCCUACAACAUGGUCCUGUUCCUACAGACUCUCGUGAAACUUGGGUACAUACAGAACUGUGAAGUCAUUAAGAAGCUAAACUAUUGGGAACAUAUCUGCCGGGAGUUCGCUUUCUCCCAUUGCUGCUUCAACCCGGUGCUCUACGUGUUUGUGGGAAUCAAGUUCCGCCGACAUCUAAAGGCGCUCUGCCGCCAGAUCUGGCCUUCCCAGUGGAGCCUGACCUCUUCACCCCGCUCCCCCAGGGCCUUCCUUUAUGAGGAUGCUUCAUUCUUCUGAAAAGCCUCUUCCAGGGAAAAGUAAUCACAGCAGCUUCCCUUUCAUCAGAAAAGGAGAUAGGGAAUCAUACUAGACAGGAUUACUGGAGCUUUCAUCCCUGGGGGGUGAAGUGGGAGUGGACCAAAAUUAAACAGAUUUUAUAUUUUGCUAAUGUAGCUUAUGUUGAAGCUAGGUCUCAUGUAGGACAAAUUGAUCAUUGGACUGGGAAUCACAACAGGACCAUCAAGGAAAAUACUUCUCUGAUGCUGCAUUUGGAUGAUUUAUUAACGGAAAGGGGGUUCAACUUUCUUUUUCCACUGUUCAGACCCAAUUUGAAAGAUCUACAAGCCAGGUGAUACAGCACCAGGAAAAUAUGGUGUAUCUACAAGCCUAGAAAGAUGGGCUAGUCAAUUUUAUAGCUAGCUGGUCCCUUUACAAAUGGCUAUCUCAUUGCUUUCUCCUAUUCUUCUGGGGUAGCACCAAGCCCAAGGGCAAAGCAGAGCUAAUGCCUACAAAUCAGGUUAGGGGUCUGGCAUUUAGAAAAUUACCCUUGUCUGAACCUAUGGCUAUUCUGGGUAACUUCAAACAGAAUGUCUAGUCCCCGUGGAAGGGCAUGGAAGGAAGAGGAUUUAGAAUCCAAGUACAGGAAUAAAGAAGGUUGAAGGGAAUGGCAAGGAACUGGAAAUUGAAGGGAUAUCUAUUAGUUGAGGGAUGGCUAACCAAAUUAUGGCUUAUGACUGUGGUGGAAUACUACUGCACUGUAAGAAAUGAUGAGCAGAAGUGCUAAGGUCUGAGAAUAUAAAGAAAGGCAAAAAAAAGAAAUAGCCCCCAUUCUCAAGGAGCUAAUGGUCCAAUGAGACAAACAUAUAAAUAACUAAAUAAACGUAUUCAAAAGAGAUGGAAGGCCAUCAUAGGGAAAUAGCAUUAGCAGUUGGAUGAGUGGGACCCGGUGGAAAGGCUUCCUAAAGAAGAGGAUCAGAGAAGAAUCUAGGUCUAAUUGGCCCUAUUUUGUUGUCAACCCAAAUUAAUCCUGAUUGAACAGCAAGAAAUGGAGAGACCAUGGCCCGUAAAAGACUGUUCUGGACAUUAAGAAAAAUAACAACACAGGUAGCUGUAAGGAAAUCAUCCAAACAAUUUCUUAGGCAACAAUAGAAAUGCUAUUUGAAGAAUGACUUGUGAAUGUCCACCUUCAGAGAAAAAAAAAUGGCAAAUAGAAAGUAGGACAUAGUUUAUAUAUAUAUA